Messenger RNA from Rosa rugosa (rugosa rose), 1046 nucleotides. RefSeq lists its product as uncharacterized. Lineage: Eukaryota; Viridiplantae; Streptophyta; Magnoliopsida; Rosales; Rosaceae. The transcript has 6 exons. The coding region runs from base 33 to 632 and encodes 199 amino acids. The record is from RefSeq and is a predicted model, not a curated record.
UCGAGUUCGAAGUUGUGUAGGAGGAGGUGAGGAUGGAGGCGACGGUGAAGAAAUACCAGCAGAGGUUCAGGAAGGUUAGGGACGAGAUGGAGACCUGGGCCCACCUUCAAUCUCUCUUGAUUUCCCAGUUCAGAAUGGCCUCCUCCAUCAUCCUCAGGUUGCAGGUGCUUCAAGAUUCAACCAACUACGGUGGUGGCUUGAAUGGAGUUCCCCAUAUUCAAGAGGCUGUGCUGCUCAAGCAGAUGGAGUCAUUGCAAAAUCGCUUGCUUUCCAUGAACAACACCAUGGAUCAGUUUCAUGCUAUUGUGUUGUCUCUUGGGAGGAUUCAUCGUGAUGGUAGGCAGAUGGUACAAGGUGGUUCUAGUCAGCUGAGUGUCAAACAACUGCAGCAGCGAGUUGGUGUGAAACCCAGUCUCGCCGAUUGCGUAGAUGGGCUCAUGCUUCUUCAGGACAUGCACUGCUCUGAGUACCUUUUAAAGUCAUCAUUGGUUUCAGCACUAUCAGAACUUACUUUGAAACCCAGUGCCAGUGAUCUGGGUUCCCUCCAGCAGAUCUUGAUUGAUCAGCCCAACAUCCCCAAGGAGGAAGUUCAAUUCAUCUUUGAUAUCAUAUUUGCUGAAGAAAUUUGUUGAUCCUUUUCGUGACAUGAGCUGCAAAUUUUCCUAGCUCUGGAAAUGGGGACUUCAAAGAAAGCAGGUACCUUUAGAUUUCAAAGAGCGAUGAGGAAAGGAAUGACAGUUGGGUUCCAAGGUGCUAGCAACAUUCAUUUCUGGAAGUGCACAAGACGAAGACGAGCAAUUUACCUGUAAUCUCUAUGCAAGUGAUUUGAUCGAGCAGAAUGUUAGAAUCUUUUCUGUUGUUUGCUCCCCUUGAAGAAGAUUUUGUUUCAAUGCAUUUUGCUGAAGAAGGGGGUUUUGCAUUAUUCUUGUUUUCACUCACGUGAGAAGAGAAUUUUGAUGAGGUCAAGAUAAGCUUGAUCCAGUCCAAGUCACUUUGACCAAUAGAGAUUUCCAUUCAAUGAAAUUUGCCUUCUACUAUUCUUUAUA